Glossina fuscipes is the source of this 13005-nucleotide messenger RNA. RefSeq lists its product as uncharacterized. The transcript is spliced from 28 exons. The record is from RefSeq and is a predicted model, not a curated record. Lineage: Eukaryota; Metazoa; Arthropoda; Insecta; Diptera; Glossinidae. Gene Ontology annotation, molecular function: serine-type endopeptidase activity. Bases 1687 to 12651 code for a protein of 3654 amino acids.
AAACAAAAAACAAAAAAGAAAAAUCUUUUGCUUUCCCAAUCAAGACUUAUUUCAACAAAGAUUCAUUCAAUAAUACAUUAAUGUUAAAAAAAAAAAAAAAAAAAAAUUCAUAAAAAAUAAUUCAAAUACAAAAAAAAAAAUUAAUUAAAUAAAAUAAAGUUACUGCGUGUUAAAUUAUUUGAGCACAAAAACUCAUAUAAUAAAUUAAUAUCUUAUAUAAGUAGUACAACUGCUCUUAGUCUUUACUAACACCAUCGCAGCUACUGCGGGUUGCGAAAAGCAAAAAGAAUAAAAAAAAAAAAACACUAACUAUUUGUCGUAGUCAUCUAAUGACAGCACAAGUACAUGUGUUGUAAUUGAUCCAAGUCAACAGCAGCACUUCUUUCAACACUUAAUAAUGUGCUUUUUUAUAUUUUUAUUUGAUUUUUAUAUAUCUUCUUUUCGAUCCGCGACUUUAAAGACUUCGAAGGCUUUUCUCUUAUCUUGAAGAUUUAAUGGAGUGGAUAUUUUGAAAGCCUAAGGUUAAAAUGAUGUCUUAUAAGAAAUUACGCACGGACCUGAAUUUUAUGUGAAUUGCAUUCGAUUCGCGUACACUUUUUUCAAAUAUAAAAACAAAACAGUCUUCAGCGUCUUUAGAGUUAACAAUAAAUUUCCUCUUUUUGUUUUUUUUUUUUAUUAUUAUUUGUUUUAUGUAUAAUGUUUUGUUUGUACUUUCCAGCUUAACAACUUGCCAGCUCCUAAUUUUCACUUGGGUGCAAUUUUAAUUAAAUGAAAGAUGCAAGUUGUAAAAGAGGGAAGAUUAGAAGUUAGUUUAAAAAGUAAAAUUAACGUGAAGUCAAAUUUCAAAUAAAUAAAUACAAACGACUAAAUAAACAUUUGAAGUUUAAAAAAUAAACAUAAUAAUAAUAUAAUAAUAAAAAAACAAAGUUCAAAUAAAUUGGUUUUAAGAAGUGCUUACGCUAGAUUUCUCUUCUCGUUUAUAUGUUUAAUUGAGAAAAUCAUUUAAAAAUUACAAGGAAUAGAAAAUGAAUGCGAUAACCACGCCACCGACGAAUCAAGAAAUUCGUAUCGUAAUAAACGGUCGACUCACAGGCGGCCGCGAAUAAUUACAUUAAUUUGACGUUAAAACAAUAACGAAUAAUAAAUAAUGACCGGCAAAGAGAUAAGAACUCUGCCAACAUUUACAACCGAUAUAAUAACAGCAGCGGCAGCAGCAACAGCAGUAACUGAAUUAGCAAUAGCAGUAAUAAUAGCAGUAGCAGCAGCAGUAGCAAUAAAAAUAAUAACGAUAACGAGACAAACCAGCAGAAUAUAUUCACAAAGAGUAAUAAGAAAAUCAAAGCAAUUAACAAAACAACAACAACAAAGACUGCUAAACCAACGGCAGUUGGGCAAUAGAAUAGCAACAAUUGUGAAAACAAUUAAUACUCUUUUUAACAGGAUAACGUCGGAUAUCCGGAGACAAAACUUGUCAUCUGUGCGUUAACUCGUAAUUGAUACGCAACUAAGCCAGAAAAAAAAAAAUAAAAAAUAGGUCUAUGGAAAUCCAAUUAAAAGAGCAAUCAAAGCCAUUGCCAUUAAAGUCACCACCACUACCACUACCGCUACAAUUACCACAACCGCAAAAAUCAUCAUCAUUACAGCUAGGGGAGUCAGCGACGGCAUACUGCAUUUGUUGUUGUGAUAAUGAGGAACUUAGUCGUUUAUCUUUUAAUUUUCGGACUCUACGCCAUGCAGACAGUAGUGGGACACAUGAAUAGUGAUCCAGCGCCAGGACGUUCACCGGGACCACCUAUGAUUGUUACAACAAAAGCCGAAUUAACAAACACAGCAGAAGAUACACAUUUGGCAGCCGCUCAUUACGAUGAUAUUAAGAUAAAUAUAACUGCAACAAUAAAAACUACCAAACAACCAACUCAUUACCAUCAUCAACAAAAGCAAUAUAGGAAUAUCAACGACUAUAACACGAAUUUACCAAACGCAUCGUCGCUCGGUAAAGAUUUGCCAUCAGUAGAGGGAACUAUACAACAAGCAGAUGAUGAUGCUAUUAACUUUCGAUUAGCAAAAUCUGAAAAUAAUUAUAUGCCGGUCAACGAUAAUGUUGACAUUGCCAAUGUCGAGGUCAUCGACGAUGACAACAAUGAUAGUGACGAGAACGAGGACGCGACAGUAUCGUUUGCCGAGGAUGCCGAAAUGACAUCAAAUAUAGAUUAUAAUGCUACACGAGAUAAGCUAAAUAAUUACGCCGCAGAAGCUGAACAGAACGAGGAAAAUGUAUUUUCAACAUCAACCUCGACAUCAAGAACAGUACAUUCAUCAUCGAUGCAAUCGUCGGCGGUGCAAUCUGCCUGUGCUUCACAGUUAAGCGAUUUUCUCGACGACGUGCCCGUAAUUGAUGCUGUCGAUAUGGCAGAUCAAGCAAAUAGCACCAGUAUACCGCAAGGAUUACAAAUCCAAUUAGAGCUGUUACACGAUACCUUUGAUACAACCACCACAAAUUUUGGCAUUAAUUGCGGUUUAAUGUACAAAGUGCGUUUAACGACAACUAUGCCGACAUUAACAAAAACAACAAAGACAACAAAUUCAGCAACGACAACAAGUACACCACUAUCUACCUCUUCAACGUUGUCAUUUUCAACGCAAUCAACAUUAUCUUUAUUCUCGCCCUUGUCGCCGCCGUCAUCAUCAUCAUCAUCAUCAUCAUCAUCAUCACCAUCAUCGUUUGCAAAUAAAACGCAAUCAGCAACACCCGAUGCGCAGCAAAUUGUAGCACAUUACACAGGAGAUUUUCAUAUUGAAACCGUUUCGCUGCUAACCUCCAAGGAACGCGGCAGCUUUGUUAGUGAUUCUUUGGAUAACAAGUUGCCAAUUUCAUGGUUUGCCAGUGCAACUGAACGCAGCGGGAAUUGGCAGACCAAGAAUACCUAUCAGCAACAAAUAAACCAACAAUUGUUUAACAAUGAAUAUGCAGCUGCCUCCACCUUUACAUCAAACGAAUCUUCUGGAGAAUGGGAUGAUAUUGAUAAUCAAACAUCUAUUGAUUAUAAUACUGACGAUAAUCAUCAGCUUCAUUAUAUUAGAGAAGACAAUUUAACGUUGAGACGAAAACGGCACGAUGCUUACGAUGCGUACAGUACAACUAACAACAAGUGGCGUUCUCUUCAACAUAAAAGACAAGUUGACGGUGCAACAGCAUUGCACGAACGAUAUAAGCUAAGUGAAGGAGAAAACGCAAAAAUAUGUCCAGAUAAUAAAUGGCGUGGCAGUACAAAAAGUAUUAUAAAUGCACACGGCAAUCCAGCAACGGAAUCCUUGAGUUUAUGGCUGGUAAAUGAACUCUGCGAGCAGGAGGACAUCAUCGAGUUCAGAGUAUUUUUUCGUUUGAGAAUGAGUAAAGACAACAAGGGGGAGAACGCCAAUAACAUCAGUCACGAUAACAGGAAACACUACAGCGUACACUCGGAAGGCAGUAACUAUAAUGAAGCGACUCUUAAUCGAACACCAACGCAAAACUAUUCGGUGUUAAUGUAUAGGAAAACUUUUCAAUUUAAAUUGCGAAAAGACUGCCAAAUACUACUAAAAGAGACAUCGGUGGGUAAUUUGGAUUAUACAACGCUACCUUUAUACUGUGUCGAUUGUACAGUACAUUUUCCUCUGUUUGGAAACUUAGAUCAAAGAAAUUCGCCAAAUGAGAGCCAAAUUGAGGAAGAAAAAACUGAGCGAAAUCAACCGCCAGGUAUUUUAGUCGAAUUACAAAGGCUUAAUGUACCCUGUGGCAGUGGCGGUUAUGUACGAUUUUCUGAACGACGACCGCUAUGUGGUAAAUUGGAAGAACUCAAUGACAACGAUCGUGUAUAUCAUUUCGAUGUGAGACAUCGUACCAGUGUUCAGUUCUAUAGGAACCCAAUGUUUAGUUUGUCAUUCAAAUUAGUCGAUUAUUGUUAUAAUGUGACGACUAGCAAUGAAACGGGAGAAUUUUAUAUACGUCCCAGUGUACGGGAUGUCAUGGAAUGUUAUUUUCGCAUACAUUUGCCCUAUGGUAACAGAGUGCUUUUGAGAAUGGUUACGAAUAACGACAGCACUAUUAUGCCUUCCUUUUCAACUACUAGAGAGGCCUUCAAUGAAGCUGAUAUGUAUACAAUUUUUACCAGUUACGGCGCAAAUAUAGACACACAACUAUUAAAUUUAACUUUGAGCGGUCCCAGCAGUUAUAAUGGCUUAAAUUUACCCGCUCUCUUAAGACUGCCAAGUAUGAAUUACUCAAAAAGUCUAAAAGAAGAGGCGAACAAAGCUUUCAUUAGUUUAGGUUUGGAUGCUUUUGGCUUUCUGGCAGCCAGCAAAGCGAACAUGCAAAUGGCUUUAACGAACACUGCAAAUUGUGCUGGUGUUAUUAUAAAAGUAUUUGAAAAUGAUCAUUCCAAGUGGUCACAUUGCGUAAAUAAUACUAAGUAUAUGCGCGGUUUUAUUUUGGAGUCGUCCAGCAAUAUUCUUAGUGUGCAUCUGUUUCGUCCGGCUUCAAAAAGCCCAAAUAGUAUGACGUCUAACUCUCAAAAUACAUCACAUCCGGCUAUUUAUCUAUCAUAUCGGGCUCGUCCAAAGCCUGAUAUUGUGUCAAGCUGUGCCUUUGGCUGGAUAGCAAUGCAACAAUUUUGCAUUGCGGCCAUUGAAGCGAUUAUGACCUGGCAUGAGGCCGAACAGCGCUGUGUUCAAUUGGGCGGCCAUUUAGUGUCUAUACGGAACGAACAGCAGCAACAAACAAUUAAUGAGCUAUUACUAAAUAGUCCCGGUUAUGAAGAGCAAAGCGCCUACUGGGUCGGUGGCUCUGAUAAAAGCUACGAAGGAGAUUUCCGUUGGAGUGAUGGUCUAAUGUUUCAAUAUACCAACUGGUUUCCGGGUUGGUCGCAACAUGGUCACUACAACAAGCAGCCAAACGAUGAUGGCCUAAGUAGCCAAGAUUGCAUAGAGUUAAGGCGCUAUUUUCGUACGCCACCCGGUGUACAAACAAGCCGUGGGCCCCUUACAAGUAAAUAUAUGUGGAAUGAUCGCGACUGCAAUGCAAAAAAUGCUUUAAUAUGCGAAAGAGCUAUGGGCGAUGAGUCUUAUCGUCGCAGUUGGCUAAAUGAUUGCAAUAAAACGGUGUCUUUGAGUAAAGAACAUCCGCGCGCUUCCAUAUGGAGUCCUUCCUUUCCGCGCCAAUAUCCCGACAAUGCCAAUUGCUUCACCACCAUCACUGCUCCCCAGGGCUAUCGCAUUGUCAUAGAAUUCGAAGAGCUUGUUAUUGAGAAUGAGCCAGGUUGCACUUACGAUUAUCUUGAGAUAACAGAACCGAAGUUCUCUGAUUCGCUUAGAUAUACAAAAUCUUCUUCCAGACAGCGCAUCACAAGUCCAAAACUGCUUAACGUAAUCGACCCGAAACACAGCAAUACAAAUAGUAAAAAUAAUAUUAACUAUGUAUAUAAAUAUAAAAAUAAUAAUAAUGUUAGCGAUAAUUUAAAAAUACUACGCAAGCGAAAUUCUUAUGACUCAUCAGUACCAGCACAUCAACUCAAUUCUGCUGCUUCCAUUCCAUCUUCGUCGUUAACAUCCUCAGCAGCUGUGUUUCAUUCUGAAUACGUGCCGUUAAAUACCGACUACAACAACUACGAUAUGGCGCAAAAUAAUUAUAAAAAGCUUUUACAAGUUUACUCAAGUCUUUAUGGGCCACAAAGCAAUUUUAUUGUGAAAACACCAGAUUAUCCGCACGGUAAUCCUUACUAUCAUCGUGCGGCGACAGCCCAUACCGUUAAUGACGAUAACAGCAAAAACAAAAAUUAUGAAAAUAAUAAUAUUUUACCGAAACGUUUGUGCGGAGAUUGGAGUACGAAACUGAAACUUUUACGUUACGUUUCGUUAAGUUCAUAUUUAGGCUUACAUUUCGUUUCCGAUUAUUCGCAUCAUUUCGGCGGCUACAAGGCCAAAACCUAUAUGGAAAAUAGAAGUUAUUUGUUGCGUGCUGCAUCUGAGUGCGCAAAUGAACGCUUGAAGCCAUACAAUGGUUCCUGUUAUUUAUUCGUUUCAUAUCCGGAAGUUGAUUGGUGGACAGCGCAACAAGUAUGUCGCGGCAUGGGUGCCAAACUGACAUCCGUCUCAUCGGCCGAUGAACAUCGAUUCAUAACUUCGAAUAUACGCAAUCAAAUUGAUUAUUCACCGCAAUUGAUUUACUGGCUGGGAGCUGAAUUAGAAAAGAGCGGUCAAUUUGAAUGGACAGAUGAUACUAAAAUGAAUUUCCAGGGUUGGCUACCGGGCCAGGGUCAAUUUAAUGUAUUGCCGUCAGAUGCCAUUUGCUUGGGCUUACAAUGGAAAAUGUCUCCCACACCAAUGCUGCCUUCUGGUUUAUAUUGGCAAGCGCAAAAGUGCAAUAAAGUUGGCGGCUACGUGUGUAAGAAGCCAAAAGAAUCCUUUGGCAAUUUCGCUUUCAAUAAUUUCACAAUAACUGGAACAGAAGGACGUCUUAUGUCGCCAGCUUACCCGAAUAAUUAUCCGUUAAAUAUAGAUUAUUGGAUACAUAUCAAGGCACCGUUGCGUACUCGAAUUGUUGUGCAAUUUCAAAAGAUCGAUUUAGAGCCACAAGAUGAAUGUCUUUACGACUAUAUCAGCAUACAGGAUUAUGAUAUUGUAUCGAAAUUAAUGCUUGAGCCCGGCACCAAUACAAUGCCACUGGCCAUGUUAAUGUCAGAUGAACAAUAUAUUAUGGAUGAAACUAAGAAUAACAACCGGAACAGAAACAUCAAAAGCAAUGCAAAUGGUAAUAACAAUAAUAACAACGAGAGCAACGAAAAUAUUUCCAUUGAAAGAGAUAAUGAUAGCAACAUAGCCGACAAAAGCAGUUACACUAACAAAAAUAUAAAAUUACGACGUAGAUUACGUAGACGAACGAAAAGAGAGACAAGUACAAGAAAAGCAACAGUAAACACUGCCAUGCCACAAGGGCAUCAACUGUUAACGAAAAUGGAAAGGAAAUGCAACAUCCAAUAUGUUACAACAACGUUAAGGUCUAUGAAAAUUCCCUGUGCAAAUAUCAUCCAUGGCGACGACCACGAACGACAGGAUCAAAGUAUAAAAGUAAAGAAUAUAAAAAGUCGUAAAAUUAUCAAACGAAAUGACAACAGGAAAAAACAUCAAUUUUCGCAAAAAAGAAAACUUAUAAGUAAUGGCGAAUACGGACGACAGCCUUGGUACAACAAGAGUCUUUACAAGAAAAAUUAUUUUACGUAUUUUACGUAUAAUCACAACGAUUUUACUGAGUAUCCAAAUCGAAAAAAACGAAAAAAAAAUCGAAAGGGAUUUCAAUUGAUUGGCGGCGAUAUGGAAGUGAAACGUAAACGACGCAGUACUAUAGUCGGUGAUGAGAGUACCCCAAAUGUGGAUAACGCUCAGUCCUUCCUGCCCUAUGUACGAUGGUGUGGCGCUCAUGAUUCGAAUAUGUCCAAAUUUGACUUUGUUUCCAAUUCAAAUGAAGUGGUUUUGAAUUUUCAUAGCGAUUAUUCAAUAACGGGGCUGGGAUUCGCUGCCGUGUGGAAAGCAAUUGAUAUCUCUGGUUGCCCUUUGCGUACAUUAACGUCACGUGAGGGCACUAUUUAUAGUCCAAAUUUUCCCCAUUUUCUGCUCAACAAUCUCAAUUGCGUUUACGUCAUACAGGCUCCGGGGGGUCGUCGCGUUUGGUUGGAAUUUACCGAAUUCGAUUUUCAAUCCGAUUCCUUGUUAGAAGUUGAUAUAGGUAAUGGCUUUUUCAGCCCAUUUCGUUUAGUGCAGCAUCUAAACGAUGGAAUGUUUGUUAGCUUGAAAGAGCAAUUGCGCAUACAGUUCCGUACCGGUCAGCAUCCGCGAGGAAAAGGAUUCCGAGCUGUCUACCAUACAGUGGGGCAAACCGAGCGACGUGAACGUGUCAUUAACUUGACCAAUAAUGACACCGGUUACCUCUAUCAAUUAAACUAUCCGCAUGAUAUGCCCGAGAAUGUUGAUUUCACUCAACACAUACUGGCACCGUUUGGUCAUAACAUUUUACUGGAAAUGCACGGUGUGGAAUUCACUGAGAAUGGCUGCCAAGAUAAUAAUCUACUAGAGAUUUAUGACAAUUAUGCCGACAAUAAUGGCACUAAAUGGCAAUUAUGUAAAUAUAAAAAUGCUAAUGCACCAAACCGAAGUCCCAUUGAUGAGAAUUAUCACGUUGCCUCUGUGCAAUAUGCACAUCGACGACCGUUGCGUUAUCGAACCAAUAGCAAGAGCAUUAAAAUUACAGAUAUUGAUGACAAUGGCAGAGAAAUCAUUUCGUCAGAGCCUGACGAUAGCAGUAAUAUGGAAAGUUCGUCGGUAACUGUUGCUGAAUAUUUAUUACGUCAGCAAUUCAGGCCAAUCCCACCACAACCACCACCCGUUUACAUAACAUCUUAUUUGAAUACGUUAUAUGUACGUCAACGCACCACUGCCAAAUCUCAUGCUAAUCUCAAUUGUACAAUACGUUUACAAUGGGAUAAUAACUACAAAAUGAAAUUAGCAUCGGGUGAUAAAACUGUCGAGUCUUGUCAACCAAAUCCUUGUCAGUACAACGGUAAAUGUUUAAUAAACAAUGGCACCAGCUAUUGCCAGUGCCAGGGCCAUUAUACGGGUAGAUUUUGUGGUUUAAACUUAUGCGAAUUGGAGCCUUGUGUCUUCGGUAAAUGCGAAUUAACUACCAAUAAUUUUAAGUGUAAAUGUCAGCCCGGUUAUAUGGGCAUAACAUGCGAACAAAAGCAACGACCAUGUGCGGAUAAUCCGUGCGAAGGUCGCGGUAUUUGCCACGAGAAAAAUAGUGGGUUUUUCUGUCGGUGUUACGCAUGGUGGGAGGGUCAAAGAUGUGAGAAACGUAUGCUACACAUACCUUACAAGCCGCUUUCUGAACGUAUGCUACAGGAGCCUUUCUGGUUGGGUCUAAUUACCGUUUUCGUUGUAUUGGCCGUAAUCGGUUUAGUCUGGUGCGCGAAACGGCAUUUCCCCGAGAAAAUUGAAAAGCUAUUAGCCGAAGAAGCAGAUCGUAACAGACCACCUGGUUCCAUACGGGGACAUCAUCAUCACACAUCACUGCGCGAACAAUUGCAAUUUACAACUGCCAUACCACAGUCGACCGUCAAUAAUGCACCGGGCGCACCGCGUUCCAUAUUCAACAGAUUGGGUAUAAGAAAACCAUCAAUAUUGAGCCUCAGCAGCCCCAAUCCUAUACAAGGAGGGGGAGGGGCAGCAGCGCGUACAUUUUCACUUGACGAUCUGUUACGACCGCCUCCCCGACGUUCACCUUCGCCUCGCAAAAAACGCAACAAUUCUACGCCAGUUAAGAAGAACGCAGCGGAAAAAAAACAAAUACUGCAACAAUUAGUUUCCCCAUCAGCCGCCCAAGCCAAGCCCAAAGUUAGUUUGGGCGAAUUGAUAUCCUUGUCGGAGAGUCGUAUACGAGCCUCUAACGUCGAUUCCGAAAGCGAUAUGAAAGAAACUACUUUCUCAGAGAAUACGGGUUCUUUGACUUCGGCCACCAUGGAACGCGUUAUCCUUAACGAUCCCAAAUUAGAGAAGAAAGUCACAUUCGCUCGCUUAUUAAGUAAAGUAUCAGCGGAAAUGAGCUCGGGUUCUGAGGUAGAUAUCGGACCAAUUGCGGCAAAACGCAAUUCAAGUGCUAUAAGUCUACCGACUGACUUACAAAUGCAAACCAGUUCUAUGCCACCCUCACCAUGCACCAACGAUAUACGUUCGCCUCACAGCACCUCAUCUAAUCAUGGCAGCGAUUCGCUUUCCAGUUCUGAUCUGGCGCUCACCGAUUUCGGUUUGCGUUCUAUACAAACUAGUGCCAGUGAAAUUACUAGCACUAGUAAUCAUCAACUGUCGUUGGGUGGUAUGCCGUUGCGUGGCCGUAUUGCAGCUGGCUCACCAGCUCGGGCGAAAGUGUCUAGCGCUGAUUCUAUACUUGCCAUGUUCCGGAAUUUGGCCACAACCGUACCGACCAUCUCCAAAACAACAGCUACGGCUACAGUGCCUUUAUCGGCGACGGUGUUUGUAUCUCCCUCCACAACACCCACCGUUUCAAGUCCGCAAGACGAUGCGCCCGGUGAUGAUGAAUCUUCCACAUCGUCUAUGCAUACACCGGUGAGCUUAUCAAGUGGACCGCCCGAUUCACCAGUGUUCUAUCGUCAAACCACAACCAUAGAAGUGCCUGUACUAGACGUUUUAAACGCACAUAAAAGUUCAUCCAGUUCCUCAUCAGUAGCAUCCACAUCUUCAACAAAUAUGCUACACCCACCGACCAUACUGCUGGAGAUACCCAUCAGUGGCAUCAAUAACAAAUGCCUCUCGCCUAUAAGAGAAAUGCCGACGCCAAUACCAUCCCCGGCCCUAACACCAAUAAUGAUGCGUCCUCAACGUUCGAAUAGUCCAAUAUUCCAACAGGAACCAUCAUCUGGUGCAGAGUUUACUGAUGAUGAUAAUGACGAUGAUGACGGUGAUGAUGAUGAAGACGAAGAGAAAAGUGAUCGGAGUGAUACUCAACUAUCGGACAAACUAGUUGCCGGCCAUUCUAAGGAAAAAAUGCGCCUAGUGGACUCAGAUGUAGAAACAACGCCAACUGACACUUGUACUACAUCUAUAGCGGAUUUUAAUAAACAGACGAAUUUUGAUGUUGGCAGUAAGCUAUCACCAUUAAAUAUAACAGCAGCCAUUGUCGCACCGAUGGAGGCUCUUGUAUCAACCUUACCCAGCAUUACUAUUGACAUCGAGCCACCGACACCGGAAGAGAAGCAAUCACGUCCUCGUGACUUGGUUAUACCUACUCUGACCGUGGAACAGGCUAGUCCCACCAAAACUCACCAUCCCAUGGUUAUAUUACCAGGAUCACCACCGCCACAGCGUGCCAGCAUAGGUGAAACGAGUUUUAUGUUUCCAAAUAAACAGCAACAAAAAAGGCUCUUAAAACAAUACGAGAAACCCACUUCGUUGGAAUAUUCAUUUACACCACCCAUGAUAACAGUGACUUCAAAUAUGAGCGAAUUAGAAUCGGACAUUGAGCCCCUAUCCCCGGCUACCAAAGUCACUACCGGUAACGGUCUGGUUCCGCCAAAUCCAGUUGGCAUGUGUUACCUGAGCCCUUUCGCCAUGUGUACACGAGCAGAUCGAACUAUAUCCGAAAGCAACUUGAGCUCGUCGGGUUACUCUAGUAUGGCCAGCCCAGGGCCAAGCCGUUGCGGUUCAAAUAAUCCUUUAUAUCCUAAUGAAAUGGAUGAACCGGGUAGCGGACAUGCGAGCGCGAAUCUCUCACUUCAUGUUAAUUUAUUGAAUAGACGGCGGAAUUCGGCUUUACCAAGUUGCAAGGAAAAUAUUAGUAACGGAAAGAGUGCAGCAGAAACUGCAGAAGGAGGAAGUGCGGAACAUUUAAACACGCACCGUCCUAGAUCCGACUCAGAGACCUUUUCCGAUGAUAUAUUGGUCGAAUCAAAUGACGAAGGCAUUGGCACUGAUCCGGUAGAUGAAAAACUUGAUGAAACCCGGCUAAGUAGACAUCGGUUUGAUACGUUGCUAGACGAUGACGUGCUAAUUGAAGUAGAUGAACCAACUAUUUCGGUCACCGGACCCACACUUACAUCCAAUGCCAAUACUAUUACACAAAUGGCGCAAUUACAACUACCUUCAAUUGUGAUACAAAUUGAUGGCAACGGAGGAGAAAAAUCUCUGUCACCGGUAUCAUCCCGUUCCGAAAGCCCUCUCAGUGAAAGAGCCAGUAUGGGAAGAUUCUCACCCUACUUUUACGGGCGCAAAGAUCAAUUGCCUUUCACUGACUCUGACGGUCUGUAUGAUUUUCCCUCGUCUGAUGGCAAAGGCACAUCAGGUCAAAUGUUCUCACAUCAACGUCGCAGCAGCAGUAAGAAACGUGAGCGCAAAUCUUCAAAAUGUUCCGCUACGCAAUCGCCUACGAAACAAGUUGAUAUGCCAUCAAAGGAAUCCUUAAACAUUUCUUCAACGCCCAGCAGCAGUGUUCAUGUUUGCAACAAGCAUUGCCAUUCACAUCAUCACCCAUGCUCCGCCAUCACCGUGACCAGCCGUAAAAGUCCCAAGAGACGUUUGCAAAAUCGCUAUGCAGUAGCAAGCAGCUCGUCAUCAUCAGAAAGCUUAAAUUCUACCAAAGAUUUGAGUGUAAGGCAAUUACCCAGACGACUAAAUUCCCCAAAUCGUGAAAAAAGAACGCGAAGGCAGGAGAGCCUUAGUGAAGAUGAUGUCGCCGAUGCUCUCCUAAGACGUAUAUCGCCAAGCAUAGUCAAAGAAGACGACCCAAUACGUCCCACAUGUAAAAUUAAUCGUCUGCGAGCUAUAGGAAAUCAAAUCAGAUUUUUAAGACGGUUAGAGAAAUCGAUAAAAACACGAGAACGUAUAGCUUCUCCGACAGACAGUUGCCCCGAAGAGAAUACCGAUGAUUUGGACUCUCCACGAGCUUCUUCGCCACUUCUGCAGCCGCUCUCCCCUAAUAAAACACGUUUGACGUUGUGCCGACAAAAACGCUUACCAAGUGGUACGUACGGUAUAACUGCGGCUGCUUUAAACUCGACCACCUGGAAGGGGACGGAUCGCAGUUUAAUCGCCGAUGACUUAAACAGUGACUAAAUAAAUUUUUAACGUAAAUCGUUUAAUUCCACCAACAGUUCAGCGUAUGUUUUUUCUUUCUUCUUAUUAUUGCUAUAUUAUGAUUAUUUGGAAUUGAUUUUAUUGUGAACAUCUUAAGAAAUGUACGCAUUCAAUAGCUGUCGCCACUAUAGAAACACGCAACUUUUCGCAUAAAAAUAAUUUCAUUCCAAUUAAAUGUAAUUCGAUAUAUUUCAAGGGAAGAGAAGAUAUAUAGAAAUAAUUUAAUGUUGUGACGAUAAGUACACUGGCUCACUAAAAACAAUUAUAUUUUGAUCUUUCAACCAUAGAAUACUGAUUAAGAUUAGUUUAAGGAAUAAAGCGUAGAACAAGCCU